GGCACCAUGUUCACGCAGGUGAAGCGCGAACUCCUUGAAAGAAGCGCGUUUUUCCGGGGAUCCAUCCCGCCGUGGAGCGCGUGUGGAAGGGCAGUGUUUUGCAGGUUUCUAUGGCGUGUGUUGAUGUUUUUGACCAUCCUGUUUGUGGCGUUGCAGUUACUGAGUUCGUUUCAUCAGUUUUGGAACAACAAACAAACAUCGAGCUUUUUCACCAGCGACAGAAACACCAUGUGUCAACCCAAGAACCAUGUUUUCUUCCUGAAAACGCACAAGACGGCCAGCAGCACCAUCCUCAACAUCCUGUAUCGCUAUGGCGAUACUCACAACUUGACCUUCGCGCUGCCGAAGUACAUCUACCAGUUCUCCUACCCGCACUUCUUCAUGUCGCACUUUGUCAAGGGCAUGAAGUCUCGCCGAGUGACAGAGUUCCACAUCAUGUGCAACCACAUGCGCUUCCGAGGGCCUGAGGUGAGAAAGGUCAUGCCUUUGGACACGUUUUAUUUCUCCAUCCUGCGCAAUCCGGUGUCCAUGAUGGAGUCUCUCUUCACGUACUACAAAUCAAUCCCAGCAUUCCGCAAUUUCAAGACCGUUGAGGACUUUCUGCUUGACGAAGGCCGUUCUUACAGCCAUACUGUGCCUGGUAACAAUUACGCUCGUAACAUCCUGACCUUCGACUUCGGCUUCAACAACUCGGCACCGUCCAGCAAAGCGGAACUGGACGAACGAGCUGAGGCUCUGAUUUCCACCGUGGAGAGUGAAUUCCACCUCAUCCUGAUCUUGGAGUACUUCGAUGAGUCUAUGGUGUUGCUCAGACACGCCCUCUGCUGGACCCUGGACGACAUCGUGUCAUUCCGCCUGAACAGCCGAAGCGAGAAAACCCGCAAAUCGCUGAGUGUGGAAAUGACCGAGCAGGUGAAGAAGUGGAACUCGUUGGAUUGGCGACUCUACCAACACUUUAACGCAAGCUUCUGGAGGCGGAUAGAUACAUCGCUAGGGCGCACUAAGCUCCAAGAGGAAGUGGAGCUUCUCAGAGCCAGAAGGGCAGUACUGGAGAAAACCUGCCUUUCAGGGGGCGGGGCUGUGGAUCCAGCUCACGUACUUGAUUCGUCAUUGAAGCCAUUCCAGUACGGCCAAGCGGUUAUCCAGGGAUAUAACAUUCGCCCGGGAUUGGACAACGACACACACCGUUUUUGUCACAGGCUCAUCAUGCCUGAACUGCAGUACACCAGGGCUUUGUACGUUAAACAGUUCCCUAAUAUCGCUGCUCAAAGAGAUGAAGGAAAAAAGCGCCCCACCCCUGGCAAACACAUUAUAAAUGCUCAGAGGAACAGCACCAGUGCGCCUGUCACUGAGAAUCGCAACUCAACUGUACAAGCUAAUAUGCCUAUAUUAGCCAAAGACAAUAUGGAUGUUAAAGAUAAUGCUAACUCAGCUGAAGCAAAGCAACACAAAACCUAA
Ictalurus furcatus (blue catfish) is the source of this 1458-nucleotide messenger RNA. RefSeq names its product galactose-3-O-sulfotransferase 2-like. Gene Ontology annotation, cellular component: membrane. The transcript is spliced from 4 exons. The coding region runs from base 7 to 1458 and encodes 483 amino acids. Gene Ontology annotation, biological process: glycolipid biosynthetic process. NCBI's taxonomy places the organism in Eukaryota, Metazoa, Chordata, Actinopteri, Siluriformes, Ictaluridae. Gene Ontology annotation, molecular function: galactosylceramide sulfotransferase activity. The record is from RefSeq and is a predicted model, not a curated record.